Messenger RNA from Linum trigynum, 867 nucleotides. The record is from the annotation of a GenBank genome assembly. Lineage: Eukaryota; Viridiplantae; Streptophyta; Magnoliopsida; Malpighiales; Linaceae.
AUGCUCGCUAUCUUUGACCGUCUGGUCGGUGAGAUUAUGGAGGUGUUUAUGGACGAUUUCUCGGUUUAUAGAGACUCAUUCUCUCACUGUCUCCAUAACCUGGAACUUGUCCUUAAACGGUGUGAAGAAACGAACCUGGCACUGAGUUGGGAGAAGUGUCACUUCAUGGUUCGAGAAGGCAUAGUUCUUGGGCAUAAGAUCUCCAAGAUGGGGAUUGAGGUGGACAGGGCGAAGAUCGAGACUAUCAGCAAGCUGCCUCCUCCUACAUCUGUUAAGGGGAUCCGGAGUUUCCUUGGUCAUGCAGGGUUCUACAGGCGGUUCAUCAAGGAUUUCUCGAAGAUUGCUCUGCCCCUGACUAAGCUUCUAGAGAAGGAUGCCCCCUUCCAAUUCACUGAUGCAUGCACAGUGGCUUUCACGACCUUGAAGGAGAAGCUCACACAAGCUCCUAUCAUGGUUGUUCCUGAUUGGUCCUUACCAUUCGAGAUUAUGUGCGAUGCUAGUGACUUUGCUGUUGGAGCUGUGUUGGGGCAGAGGCGUGAUCAGCAUUUCCGACCUAUCUACUACGCCUCGAAGACCUUGAAUGAUGCCCAGGAGAACUACACCACCACGGAGAAAGAGCUGCUCGCGGUGGUGUUUGCCUUCACUAAAUUUCGUCCUUAUCUGGUCUUGUCCCAUGUGAUUGUGUAUACUGAUCACUCCGCAAUUCGAUACUUGAUGAGCAAGGUUGAUGCCAAGCCUAGGCUCAUAAGAUGGAUCUUACUGCUGCAGGAGUUUGAUAUUGAGAUUCGGGACAAGAAGGGAGCAGAGAAUGUUGCUGCCGAUCACCUCUCCCGGUUGGACGCACCCCCUGCGGACAACCUCGAUUAG